UUCUUCACAAGAAUGGGGAAAUGCAGUAGUGGUUGGUGUAGUGCGAACAAGCGCUGUGAGUGUAUUGGCUGUAGCAGGGGGAACUGGCCAUCUGUAUGUCUGCCAUGCUCCAAACACUGUGUUCACUACCUUGAUCAGUGUGCUUGCAAAAUAUCAGCUGUCAGUGCUGCUCAAACUAAACUGUGGAGGAGUUGCUGUACUGUGUCCAUGGGCAGGGGGAGUUGGUUGUCUUGCUGUUAUAUCUGCAUCAGGUCUGGCGACACCCCCACUACAUAGCCAAGCAGCUUCUCAGGAAACCCGGAUUACUGAUCCUGGCUUACUUAAGUUUGUUGCUCAGACAGUUGAGAAAUGUCUGAAGAAUGCCUCUCCACACAUGAAUGGGGAGACUGUAGUAACUACUAAGAGGUUUUCUGCACACCAAACAGAAAGAUGGUAUAGACCCUUAAAGGGAAGCAGUGAUGCAAUGAAACAAAUCAGAAAAAAAAGAGCUAACAGAAUGGAACGCAAAGCAAUGCAAGAGCGUUUGCAGAAAAGAUACCGCCCCCAGAUUCCUUGUCCUCUGUCAGCUGGAGAGAUGGGCCCUGUUGACCUUGUUGAUGUGACGCAACCAUUGGGAGAAGCUGGACCUUCUAAAAAGCCUACCAUGAGCCGUGCUCAACAGCUAGUAAAGAAAAGUCAUAUUGUAACAGCUCAACAAAAAGUAAAGGAACAACGUGCAGAAGAAGAAGAACGUGUCCAAGCAACAGAGCGCAGGGCAGCACAGGCCUCGGAACAGGCUCGGAAGUCUCAGGCCCUUGAGUCACAAGUUUUGAAUAAGGUGUCUGAUAUUCAGGACACAGAAAAAUUGAUCCAAACUCUGAAGAAUCUGUGCAAUGGUGAUGGCAUUGAGACAGACCUCUUUACAUCAGCACAGACUGUAAUUAAUCUUGCCCUCAUGCACGUCAAGAACAGCUGUGGGAAAGACAUGGAGGGUGGAUUGCGAAAAUUGUUAGGGAGUGGUGUUAUGCAAACCACAGUUGAUAUCAAUAAUGAGCAUCCUCCAGAGUCUCAUCUGCACCAUUAUAAACUCCAAACUUUGUUGCACCUGGAGCUAUUAUGGGUCUUGGGUUAUUCGUCUAGUGGCCAAAUGGAGGAUGAAGAGGAGGAGAGCAGGGGGAGCAGCAUCAGGGAGCAUCAUGUGGAAGAGGCAGUGAAGAUGCUGAGGGCCAUAUCCCUUCGCCACAACCCAACCACUAUGGCCACCUUCUUGCAGGAGACAGUCUUAGAAAAUUAUGUUGGAACCCUUGGGGAGGUGCUGGUAGAAAUCUAUGAAGAACUAAAUCAGCCUCUCCCAGGGCCUCUGAAGAUUCUCACAGGAGACUUGAGUUCUGUGGCUGACACAAGGCCCAAUUCUGUGAAGUCCCAUGCAAGUUCUGUGGUUAGUUAUGACAGUACCUGUGGGUCAGUUGAGAAUCCAGGCUCUGGCAAAUCGCGAGAAGGGCGAAGAAUGUCUUCACGUCAUCCAAGCCUGAAAGAGACGAGCAAAAGAACCAUUGUUAUACCAGUGGUAACAAGGGCACUGAGAAGAACCACUAGUGAGCAAACUAAACAAUCAGCAGCUCCGCCAGCUCCUGUUGCAAAUAAAGCUUCCGAGUCAACUGACAAUGACAUUAAAAAAGUGUGUCGCAACCUCUUUGACCUGAGUGAUGGUGCAGCGCCGAAGCCUAAGUUGCAGAGAUCAAUGACAGUUGGAUCAGUACCUGUGGCAGAACUGAGACGCAGCCCUCGGAAGAAGCACAGAAAGUCCACUGCUAUCACCCCAAGGAAAAGCAGAAUAUUAAUGAAACAAUCGAAAGGGUCUCAUAAAACUCCUGUCAAAGGGAUGCGCACUACAGAAAAAGGCAUGAAGACUCCAAAAUCAAAGAAAGGAGGUGUGAUUGUUCCUGAAACACCGGGAGAUAAAGUUGGACAGACUAUGUUUAACAAAAGAAGGAUUCGGAAGAGCACAGGCACCACAUUGGUCACUGAGAGCCCAGAUAUUAAAAGAGUCAGCAAAACAACACCCCGAAGGCUGCAAGCAAGUUUGACAAUUACUCGCAGAAACUCUUUCUACUCUGGUGCACGUUCCCGAAACUGGGAACGUGGUAAAACACAGUUGCUUGCAGACCACAUCCGUAGCCAUUCUGAAAGAAGGAGCUUAGAUUCCAGUGCUUUCCAAAGUGUGGGAGAUGCUAGUUUCUUGUUCUCAGAAAUCUUAUCAGCAAGUCAAUCAGAUCUUUCACAUCAAGAUUCCACCAGUAACAAGAAGGAUUGUAAUGAUGCUGGAACUCCAGAAAGACGUGUUUUGGACUACGGGUUGGAUACAAGCACUGAAGUUGAGGAAAGUUCAGAAACAGUAAGCUCAGGUAAUAAUGUGUCCAAUAAUACGUCACAGUCAUCAUCAGUCUUCUCUGACUCUCCUGCUAAAAAUACCCAUGCACAGAGGUUAAAUAGAGAUUAUGAAGAUUCAUUAUCUAGAAAGAGUUUGAAAAGAACUCCUGUCAAGGCUGUGAAAAGGGCCCUCUCACUCUCUACUCCCACAAAGACAAUUUUGGUCCCUAAAUCUCCCAGGAGGAGCCUUCGUGUUGAGUUAGGCAAAGAGGAGCCAUUAUUCUGUACCCCAAAGAAAGUAAAUGAUAGUCCUUUCAGCAAGAAAAUUUUCUCUGUUGAUGGAACAGUUCCUGGCACACCCAAACAAGGUAGCCAGAAUAAAACGCUAUUGGAUACAUCCCUAUCCACUAUGACACCAAGCAAAAGAGUACAAUUCAGCUUGACGCUUACUCCAAGUAAACGUGUUUUAAUGGCCAAUAAUCCACAAACUCCUAAAAACAAGUUAGGAAUAUUAUCUAGUAAUCCUCCAACUCCCAAAAGCAUUCUGAAAACUCCCUCCAAGACUCCUGGAAAAACACCUGUUAAAGCCAACAUUCAGAGUCCUGACAUAUUUGCUACAACUGGAAAGAAAGAGAAGCAGACUCCAGGGAAAACACCAAUAAAGGGUAUGGAUGGUAAGGCAGGCCUGAAAGUAUCCAAAUUAAUUUUAGAAGACAUCAGUGAGAGAGUUCCUGAAACUCCUUCCAAAGUAGAUGUAGGUACUCCUGUGAAAGUUGGUACAUUUGUCUGUAAUGGAGAGAGUGAAAUUGAGCUUCUGUCACCAGUAAAAGGCAGCAGAAGCAGCCAUAGUACAAGUUCAGUCUUACUUUACACUCCAGAGAAAAAAUAUCCACUGGUAGAAGACACAUGUAUAGAGGAUGAAAAUGAGAAUUUAUCAGGAAGCAAAGACCAUGGAGCAGACAUUAGUGUUGAAAGUUUAAAGGGUAUAACUCCAGAGGAUGUUGAAUUGAUGAAUACACUUAUGUUUGGAAAAGAACAAGAAGAAAGCUCUGAGAUGGGAGCAGCAGAGAUCAGUGAAGACGAUGACUUUUUCAAACUAGAUAUCAAUGGUAUCUUGUGUUCUCUUUCCAGUCCUACCAAAACAGGAAGUAAUCAGUCUCCUGUUGUUAGCCAUAGUUUGCAGGAAGACUUGGUCCCAUCUUUAGGAGAAAGAAAAACUCCUUUGCUUGAUUUAAAUGUUUUCUUGAAUGAACAAGUGACCCCUGAAAAGAAUAUUGACUGUAAGCCAUGUAGUGAGGAUCUCCUUGCUAGUCCUGAAAUUACUUUGGACCCAAAAAUUAAGAGGUAUAUAGAGAGAAUGAACCAACAAUUUAAAAGCCUUGAAAACAAUACAGAAUCCCAGCCAGAUGUUGCCAUGGAUGAAACUGUGGAAGAGGAGAGACUAAAGGAAGGUGAUCACUUAAAGAAGAGUGUAGAAAAUGAGAUUACCGUCGAUGCAGACAAAGGAAGUGCAGCUUUAUCUAUUGACUCAAAUGAAAACAGUUUAAGUGACUCAGACAAAUCCCAUGUUACAGAAACUCUUGAAGUACAAAGAACAUUGACAAAUAAAUCUCCAGAAAAAAGUGCAAAAGAAAUGGAAAGUGAAAGAAGAGACAAGCAGUUGGUUAGAUCAUUGAUAAAUGAGAAAGAGAUGGAAACACUUCAGGCAGAAGCAAUGUCAGAGGAAUCAACAUGUAUUGAAACAAAGAAAGAUAGGGAUGAGGUAUUGGAAAAAGUGGAGCAAGGAUCCAAUCAUGAAUGCAAAAUGACUCUCAAAAGAGCAACUAGAAGAUCACAUGUGCAUUCAGAACCUUCAGAGAUGACUAAGUCAUUAGUGGAUAAAUCUGAAGAAACAGAAUUAUUGAAAGAAGAAACUUGUAAAACUAACUUAGAAAAAACAGAAGGGGAGAAAAUAGAAAGGCAGGUGGAACAGUUGAAAAUUAUGCCAGUGAAUGUAUUACAGAAAAAUGUCAGCAGUGAUAGUGGUGGACAGGAAGAGGAAAUCAAAUCUGUAAUGAAACCUGAAAGAAUAUGUAGAAGAGAAACAAGAAAAUCUGGGAAUAAAUCAUUAUUGCACAGUAGUGAAGAGUCCUCAAAUAGCAAGGCUAGGGACUCAUUUAGUGUUCAUAUUAAAGAUGACAAGGAAGAUUCUGAAAUGCUAGAUGAAGUACUUAACACACAAGACGCAACAGAAAAAAUAGCUAGUGAGAGUGAGAGGCCAGAACUGGAAGAAGGAGAAAAAACAGUGUUACUGGAAGCAGAUGUGAUAAAUGUUAACCAGAUGGAUGAUGUGACAGAUGAGAAGUCAAAACCUGUAAGAAAAUCACCUGGAAAUUUACCCUCAUGUGAUAAUUCCUUAAUUCAUCAGCCUGAAAGUAGAGACUCAGACAAAAAAUCCAAGAAAACUACUAAGAGGAAGAUAUUUGAAAGUGAUGAUGAGAUUGAAGAGACAGUCAAUCAAGAGAAUAUUAAAAGGAGGCUGAGCAGCAGUUACAGACAAGACCUCAAAAGGAAAAAGGGAAAUGAUAGAAGGGCGAGCUUGAGGAAACAGGCAGAGGUAACAAAAAGAAAAACUGAAGAAAGAGCAAGUAAGAGGAGUUGUGUCAGAAGAAUUCCCUCAUUCAAAGAGUACAGUAGUGAGGAUGAGGAUUAUAUCUUUGAAACUUAUGUAGCAUCACCUGUCAAGGAGAAGGUUGAUGCACCAUCUUCAAAGAGGAGGAGGAUAUUUGAAGAUGACGAUGAUUUCAUAUCUCCUUUGAAAGCAGACUUGGAAUUGAUGCCUUUGAAAAAUGUUGAAAAUCUACCCCACAACAAUAAAAUAAGUAAUAAUGUAUCAGUUGAAAAUGAUGUUAAGAAGGCAGGGGUAGAAUCUAGUAAACCUGAUUUACAGGAUUCUCCAUUAUCCAAAAUAAGCACUCCAGAUAGGUGCAAGCAACAGAAAAUUGAUAUUUAUCUCUCUCCCAUACACAAACAAGCUGCAGAAGCUGAAAAUGUAACAAGACUUUCUACAGAAACUUCAGUACGGAAAAGACCAGAGACACCAAAUGACUGGAAGAGAGUCAAGCCAAGAGCUAACAAGAACAAGAAUUGUAAGCUAGAUAUAGACAGUGAUGCUCCAAAAAGUACAAAUUGUCAAACAGAAGCGGGAAGAAAUGAAGAAAAACCUCGGGGCAGGACAGUAAAGAGAAAGAGAAGAGGUGUGAAAUUAAAACUUACCAAAAGCGGAGAUCACUACCAAGUUUCUGAAGCAAAUGCAUCAAUUGGAAGUUCAGAUCUCAAUUCCAGUAGUGAUAUGCAAGUUAAUUCUGCCACAAAUAAUGACAAGAAAGAUGCUGACAAUUCUUUAGAUUCGUCUAGUGCAUGUGAUACUCCUGUAUCAAAAAAGAAGAAAGGCCUGAAGGAAAAAUCUAUAAUAACACCUCUGCGAUUUACAAGACAUAUGUCAAAAGACUUGAGUGUGUCUCCAGAGUUCUUUCAGAAAUUGAUCACUUUAUCCCCAGAGAGAGGAGGAAGCCCCAUGAAAAGUUCAAAGAGAAAGAGUGAUGAAGCAUUAGGACACAAAUUAGAGAGAGAAAUGAUGGAACAACAAAACAAUGGAGAAGAUUCAGUAAGCACUACUUCAAGCAUUGGCCACUGUAACAGUUCAGACCUCGAUGACCUUCCUUUUGACUUGUCACCAGAUCCCAAAUUGAAGAGCCAAAGGAAUACAGUUGUUAAUGAGGAAUGGACAGUUCAGAAUGUCCCAGGAUCACCCACCAUGAAGACCUUUAUACGCAAACAAAAGAAUAAACAUUCCAUUGACAAAAGUCCCCGUAUAAAAUUGUCUCCAAUCCACAGUAGACCAAAAAGCUCUAGACUUUCCAACCCAAGUAUGUUAAGUCUAGUUCAUUUAUCAGUGUCACCAAUAAUUAAUAACAAAGUAAAUGUAGAUACCCAUGAAUCUCAAGGCAAUUCAAGAUAUCAACGAAAGCCGAAGUCUAGCAGAAGGUUGUACAGAAGCAGCAAAAAUUUUUAA
Messenger RNA from Penaeus monodon (black tiger shrimp), 6403 nucleotides. RefSeq lists its product as uncharacterized. Lineage: Eukaryota; Metazoa; Arthropoda; Malacostraca; Decapoda; Penaeidae. The record is from RefSeq and is a predicted model, not a curated record.